Erythranthe guttata (spotted monkey flower) is the source of this 1916-nucleotide messenger RNA. RefSeq names its product pentatricopeptide repeat-containing protein At3g29230. The record is from RefSeq and is a predicted model, not a curated record. Gene Ontology annotation, biological process: RNA modification. Gene Ontology annotation, molecular function: protein binding; RNA binding. Lineage: Eukaryota; Viridiplantae; Streptophyta; Magnoliopsida; Lamiales; Phrymaceae.
UUCUCUUUAGCCGCCAUGAAAAUCAAUGGAGCAAAAGCUGGCCCUUACCUUGCAGAAGUGCAAAACAAUCAGACAUUUGAAACAGACCCAUCUUCAAAUACUCGUCAAUGGCUUCAAAGAUAGCAACUUUUUAGCAACCAAGCUAAUGCCACUCUGCUCGGAUUUCAUCUCUCUUGAAUACGCAAACAAACUUUUCCAAUGUUUACCGGAGCCGAAUCUCAUCUCUUACAAUACUUUGAUAAGAUGCUCGAUCGGAAAGUCCGAUACGAUUGCAGCCUCUGUUUACAAUACAAUGCGCAGGCUGGAUGUUUUGCCGAACAGUUUCACUUUCACGUUUUUGCUCGGCUGUUUCGAGUCAUUUCGUAAGUUUCAGUAUGGUGAAAUGGUGCACGGUCAUGUUUUGAAGAUGGGUUUCCUGUCUAGUCUGUUUGUUGUGAACACCCUUUUGGAUUUUUACGCCAAGUGUGGCGGAAGUUUGGGGUUUGUCAGGAAGAUGUUCGACGAAAUGCUUGAGAGAGAUGUUGUUUCGUUUAACACGAUGAUAAGAACAUAUAUGAAUUACGGGGAGAUAGAUUCCGCAAUCAGGCUGUUCGAAUCGAUGCCGGAAAGGAACUUGGUGACUUGGAAUACUGUCGUUUCAGGGCUUGUGAAAGGCGGGAAGAUGGAAUUGGCUAACAAGGUGUUUGAAAGUAUGCCGAACAGAAAUAGUGUUUCUUGGAAUGCAAUGAUCUCGGGUUACAUUAAGAAAGGAGACUUGAGAAGUGCGAAGAAUGUGUUCGACGAAAUGCCCGAGAGAAGUGUGGUUUCUUGGACCACCAUGGUUUCAGGUUAUGCAAUGGCAGGUGAUAUCGAAUCAGCUCGGAGAAUAUUUAAUCACAUGCCCGUAAAAACUGUGGUCUCGUGGAAUGCCAUGAUUGCUGGCUGUGUUAAUAGCCACAUGUUCGAUGAAGCUCUUUCGGUGUUCCAUCACAUGUUAAUUGAUGGAAAAUGCAAACCCGAUCAGACGACUUUAAUCAGCGUUCUUUCUGCAUGCACACACUUGAAUUCACACGAGCACGGGAAAUGGAUCGAGUCCUACAUCAGAAAGAACAGAAUCGAGCUUUCCCUUCCACUCGGAAAUGCAUUGAUCGACAUGUUUGCAAAAUGUGGAGAUCUUGAAAACGCGAAAAUUAUUUUUCAAAAAAUGUCGAAAAAAUGUAUAAUCACUUGGACGAUAAUGAUAUCUGGCUUAGCUGUAAACGGGCACAGCCGAGAAGCAUUGAAACUGUUCGACAGCAUGUGUUUGGAAGGUAUCGAACCAGAUGAUGUCAUCUUUAUUGCAGUUCUCUCCGCUUGCACACAUGGAGGAUUGGUGGAAGAAGGGGAAAGAAUAUUCCAUCAAAUGGUGCAUAAAUUUGGCAUCGAACCUCGUAUAGAGCAUUACGGCUGCAUGGUGGAUAUUCUUGGUCGAGCUGGAAGAAUCGGAGAAGCUAUGAGGUUUAUAAAGACUAUGAAUUUAGAGCCUAAUGCUGUUAUUUGGGCAACUUUACUAUCUGCGUGUAGAAUCCGUGGGAAUAAGAAUUUGUUGGAGUCGUCUUUGAUCAUCGAGAAGAUAUUGGAACAAGAGCCUAAUAAUCACAGUUAUUUGAAAUUGAUUACGAAUUUACGAUCAUCGGUUGGUCAACGGUUAGAUGAGGUGGACUUCCGAUUAGCGAAUCGAAACCAGGGAACAGAAAAAGUACCGGGAUGUAGCUCUAUCCAAGUUGGAGAAAGUGUGCAUGAAUUUGUUGCAAAAGAUACUAGCCAUCCACAAAGAGGGGAGGUUUACGGAGCUUUAAGGAGUUUAAAUAAACAUAUGAUGAUUACAUAGAAUUGUUUGUAUUGUUUUGGUUGUUGAGUUAUUGCUCAUUUAUCAAUAAAGACACAAAUUAGUACCG